CACUGUGGGAGCCUGGGAUACUCGCCGGCGAUCAUGAGCAAAGGCGCUAUCAUCGGUGCGUCCACCGUCCUGGUCGUGGCGGUCGUCGCUGCCGUCUGUGUCGUCUCCUUCAAGAACAACGGCGGCGGCGGCAAGGCCGACGAUGGAGGCGAGCUGUCCAUGUCGGUCAAGUCGGUCAAGGCCUUCUGCCAGCCCACGGACUACCAGCAGACGUGCGAGGCGGAGCUGACCCAGGCCGCCGCCAACGGCAGCUCGCCCACCGACCUUGCCAAGGCCAUCUUCGCCGUCACGUCGGAGAAGAUCUCCAAGGCCAUCAGCGAGUCGGCCACGCUGGAGGAGCUCCGGAACGACCAGCGCACGUCGGGCGCGCUGCAGAACUGCAAGGAGCUGCUGGAGUACGCCGUCGAGGACCUCAAGACGUCCUUCGACAAGCUCGGCGGCUUCGGCAUGACCGACUUCAACAAGGCCGUCGACGACCUCCGCACGUGGCUCAGCGCCGCGCUCACGUACCAGGACACCUGCCUCGAUGGCUUCCUCAACACCACCACCGACGCCGCCGCCAAGAUGCGCACCGCGCUCAACAGCUCGCAGGAGCUGACGGAGGACAUCCUGGCCGUCGUCGACCAGUUCUCCGCCACGCUCGGCAGCCUCAGCUUCGGGCGGCGGCUGCUCGGCGAGGACGGCAUGCCCACGUGGAUGUCGGAGGGCGGCAAGCGGGAGCUGCUGGCCGCGGCGGGGCCGGAGGCCGGGCCGGAGGCGUUCACGCCGAACGUGACGGUGGCGGCGGACGGGAGCGGCGACUUCAAGACGAUCGGCGAGGCGGUGGCGAAGGUGCCGCCGAAGAACGCGCAGAGGUACACCAUCUACGUGAAGGCCGGGAUGUACAAGGAGUACGUGUCGGUGGGGCGGCCGGCGACGAACGUGGCGAUGAUAGGCGACGGCGCCGAUAAGACGAUCAUCACGGGGAACAAGAACUUCAAGAUGAACCUGACGACCAAGGACACGGCGACGAUGGAGGCGAUCGGGAACGGGUUCUUCAUGCGGGGGAUCAGGGUGGAGAACACGGCGGGGCCGGAGAACCACCAGGCGGUGGCGCUCCGCGCGCAGAGCGACCAGGCCGUCUUCUACCAGUGCACCUUCGACGGCUACCAGGACACGCUCUACCCGCACGCGCAGCGCCAGUUCUUCCGCGACUGCACCGUCACCGGCACCAUCGACUUCAUCUUCGGGAACUCGCAGGUGGUUCUUCAGAACUGCUUGAUCCAGCCGCGGAAGCCGAUGGCGAACCAGGUGAACAUCAUAACGGCGCAGGGGCGGCGGGAGAAGAGGUCAGCGGGGGGGACGGUGCUGCACAACUGCACGGUGGAGCCGCACCCGGACCUGGAGAAGUUCACGGACAAGGUGAAGACGUACCUGGCGCGGCCGUGGAAGGAGUUCUCGCGCACCAUCUUCGUGCAGAACGAGCUUGGGGCGCUGGUGGACCCCGUGGGGUGGCUGGAGUGGAACGGCAACUUCGGCCUCGACACCCUCUUCUACGCGGAGGUGGACAACCACGGCCCCGGCGCCGACAUGAGCAAGCGCGCCAAGUGGAAGGGCAUCCAGGCCCUCACCUACGGGGACGUCCAGAAGGAGUUCACCGUCGAGGUCUUCAUCCAGGGCCAGCAGUUCAUCCCCAAGUUCAACGUCCCCUACAUCCCCGCCCUUCUCCCCCAGUCGGAGACGGACAGGACGCACUGACUGAUCCACCUCUCUUUCUUUUUUAUCUUUCUACCACCUGCACGCCUUGCAUCCAUCCAUCCGUCCAUCCAUUCUAUAUGACACACUCUACGUAUCCUAUGCCUAUGUAUCAAUAUUUAACUGGUACGUUGUAUAAUGUAACAUAUGAAUGUAUACUCUGAUACUACACUCGUGAUCUAUACAGAAGUAGUACUACCUGUGUUUGUGUAUCAUACCAAACAUUGUUGUUCAUUAAUCAAUUUAUAUAGCUCGUGGAUAUAUAUAGAUCAUUUGGGAGGGGAUCCAAAAUGUAUACUCAAUGUCU
Molecule: messenger RNA, 2041 nt
Organism: Oryza brachyantha (malo sina)
Lineage: Eukaryota; Viridiplantae; Streptophyta; Magnoliopsida; Poales; Poaceae
Product: pectinesterase-like
Exons: 2
Coding region: 34-1737 (567 amino acids)
Biological process (GO): cell wall modification
Molecular function (GO): pectinesterase activity; pectinesterase inhibitor activity
Source: RefSeq, a predicted model, not a curated record